This is a messenger RNA of Nannospalax galili (Upper Galilee mountains blind mole rat), 3951 nucleotides long. It is a transcript of the gene Mcmbp, whose product is annotated as minichromosome maintenance complex binding protein. The record is from RefSeq and is a predicted model, not a curated record. The coding region runs from base 652 to 2352 and encodes 566 amino acids. Gene Ontology annotation, molecular function: chromatin binding. The transcript has 17 exons. Gene Ontology annotation, biological process: DNA-templated DNA replication. NCBI's taxonomy places the organism in Eukaryota, Metazoa, Chordata, Mammalia, Rodentia, Spalacidae.
CCUCUGGGGCCUCGCCGCGCGCUCCCGCCGCCGCUCCCGCUCGAGCUCCACCCAGGUCCCCGGCAGCGCGGUCCGUGGCGGCUGUUUCCCGCCAUUGUGCGGAGUGGAGGCUGCGCCCCCCGUGCCGCUCCCCUCUGUGGCCAGUAGGUCGAGGGCACCCAGCGCCGCAGACGCCGCUCCCUGAGGCGCGGGGAGGCCCGCAGGUCGCCACCCCGCGCGCGUGGGAGGGCGCGAACGAGGACCGGCCGAGCCCCUGAGGAGAAGCCGGGCGCCGCGCGCGCUCGGUCGGCGGGCCCCGGCCCUCGGCGACAUGCCGUGUGGGGAGGAUUGGCUGAGCCACCCGCUCGGGAUCGUGCAGGGCUUCUUCGGUCAGCCCCAUAGCAGUCCACAGGCAGUCGGCUCCAGGUUGUGAGCACCAGAAAGCCAAUGGGUCAGUACUCAGCAGGGAGACUCCUGGAUGCCUGAAUGUUCCAGAUGCACAUUUACUUGUUUUAACUGGCCCAAAAUGGAAUUAAUCCUGACUGGGAGAAGAAAGUUAUUGAAUACUUCAAGGAAAAGCUGAAAGAAAAUAAUGCUCCUAAAUGGGUGCCAUCAUUGAAUGAAGUUCCCCUCCAUUAUUUGAAACCUAACAGUUUUGUCAAAUUUCGUUGCAUGAUUCAGGAUAUGUUUGACCCUGAGUUUUACAUGGGAGUGUAUGAAACAGUUAACCAAAACACAAAAGCACGUGUUCUUCAUUUUGGAAAGUAUAGAGAUGUGGCAGAGUGUGGGCCUCAGCAAGAACUUGAUUUAAACUCUCCACGAUCUACCACUUUGGAAAGACAAACGUUCUACUGUGUUCCAGUGCCUGGGGAGUCUUCGUGGGUCAAAGAAGCCUAUGUCAAUGCAAACCAAGCUCGAGUCAGUCCUUCAACUUCCUACACCCCCAGUCGGCACAAGAGGAGUUACGAAGAUGAUGAAGAUAUGGACCUACAGCCCAAUAAGCAGAAAGACCAGCAUGCAGGGAGCGUCGGUGGUCUUCAGUGGUGCGGAGAGCCUAAACGUUUAGAAACCGAAGCUUCCACUGGGCAGCAGCUGAACUCCUUAAACGUCUCUUCCCCAUUCGAUCUGAACUUCCCACUGCCAGGAGAGAAGGGCCCUGCCUGCCUCGUGAAGGUCUACGAAGAUUGGGAGUGCUUCAAAGUGAAUGAUGUUUUGGAGUUAUAUGGUGUUCUGUCUGUGGACCCCGUUUUGAGUACACUGAAUAAUGACGAAAGGGACAGCUCUGUGCUACUAGACCCCAUGGAGUGCACAGACACAGAGGAGCAGAGGGUGCACAGUCCUCCUGCCUCAUUAGUGCCAAGAAUUCAUGUAAUUUUAGCCCAGAAGUUGCAGCACAUCAAUCCAUUGUUACCCACUUGCCUUAACAAAGAAGAGAGCAGAACCUGUAAGUUUGUGUCAAGUUUCCUUUCUGAGUUGUCCCCAGUCAGAGCGGAACUUCUUGGGUUCCUCACUCAUGCGCUCUUGGGAGAUAGCCUGGCUGCUGAGUACCUUAUACUGCAUCUCAUCUCUACAGUAUAUACGAGAAGAGAUGUUCUUCCACUAGGAAAAUUUACAGUUAACUUGAGUGGUUGCCCACGGAAUAGCGCCUUCACAGAACACUUAUAUCGAAUCAUUCAACACCUUGUUCCAGCAUCUUUUCGUCUACAGAUGACUAUAGAAAACAUGAACCGGCUGAAAUUCAUUCCCCACAAAGACUAUACAGCCAAUCGCUUGGUGAGCGGACUCCUCCAGCUGCCUAAUAAUACUUCCCUGGUCAUCGAUGAGACCCUUCUAGAACAAGGGCAAUUGGACACCCCAGGUGUUCAUAAUGUGACCGCCCUGAGCAACCUGAUAACUUGGCAAAAGGUGGAUUAUGACUUCAGUUACCACCAGAUGGAGUUCCCUUGCAAUAUCAAUGUGCUUAUCACUUCUGAAGGGAGGUCACUCCUCCCGGCAGACUGCCAGAUCCACUUACAGCCCCAGCUGAUCCCACCCAACAUGGAGGAGUACAUGAACAGCCUUCUCUCAGCCGUGCUGCCCUCUGUGCUGAACAAGUUCCGCAUCUACCUAACCCUGCUGAGAUUCCUGGAUUAUAGCAUAUCUGAUGACAUAACCAAGGCAGUUGAAGAUGAUUUUGUGGAAAUGCGCAAGAAUGACCCUCAGAGCAUCACUGCUGAUGAUCUCCACCAGUUGCUUGUGGUAGCUCGGUUUCUGUCUCUCAGCGCCGGUCAGACCACACUGUCACGAGAGCGCUGGCUGAGGGCAAAGCAGCUGGAGUCUCUGAGAAGAAACCGGCUUCAGCAGCAGAAGUGUGUGAAUGGGAAUGAGCUUUAGAGGUCUGGAGGGCACGUCAUAGCUGAGAUACUGCAAAGUGCAAAUUCAUUUAUAUCACAUUGUUUUAUAGACAAUUUGUAUCAAAAAACCAAUGACUUUUCCUCAAAUCAAGCCUGGUGACACCUGAAGUUUAUAUGAUUCUCUGUAAGGGCUUUUACCUUACUGGUUUUAUGGAGAUUUGGAGUUUGUUUUAUAAUUAUAUAAGUUAGUAAUAAUGUACAAAAACAUAUUUGAUAUUAAAGGUUUAAUGAUAAUGUUGCUGAUUAUACCGUCUCCUUAGCUACAGCUAAGUCAUAGGCAGCUCUGUUGAAAUGCCAACUUCAUUUGAAGAAAAUUGUUGCAAUCUCUAAGUUGAAGAACUGUGCAUUUCAUAUUUCUGCCUUUCCAAUUCAUUCAGAGGGUCUGAGCAUGUUCACCUUGGGGGCCCCUUGCCAUUGACUUGUGUCCUAGAGUCUCAUUCCUUCACAUAUCUGACUACAGAAACUGUUUCCACUUAACAGCUGUUCACGGCAUGCAGAACUAGGCUUUUACAUGGCAGCGGUCCCCAGCUUUUGGAUUUCAUGGACCAGUAAACCUUGCAAAAUUUUAGGGGUAGGGUUGCCAAUUAAUUUUGCCAAGUAACCUGAAAAAAGAAAAUCACUGUGUGAUCGUCAUUUCUCCCCCCAUCCUCCCUCCCUGAAGAGUAUUUUACAUAAAAAAUAAGUGUCUGUCAAAGUAAUGGUGCCCUGUGGAAAGACUUGUCCAAACAGAAGGAAGAUAGUAAACUUGAAGAGCAAAGGGAGGGGUCUUUUUCAUGGUGCUGAGUAUUGAACCUGGGAGAAAAAGCCUUCAUUAUUUUCAUAAUCAAUGUUACGUAGCUGCUUUGAUGGUUGUACUGGAGUUUGGGCUUUGAAUGUUCAUUUGUCAUUUCUAAAUGUGCUAAUAAAGUAACAUCAUUUGCCAGUACAGUUAAGGCCCCACACAGUUGUAGGUAGAUCCCCCCCCCACCAAUUUGUUUUGUUAUGCAAAUUUUCAAAUGAACUAAAACCUAUUACUUACAGGUAGAAAGCAAGUUAUUAACAGUAUAAUGGUAAUUGUGGCAACAAGAUUCUUUAGAAAGGCUAAAACAUCAUUUAAACCAGUGGUUUAUAUGAAGAUUAGUUGGAAACAUAGCAGUUAAAUGAUUCCUUAUUUUUCCUUCCUACUAAGGAGGCUUACAUUGACAUUGCUAUUCAAGGAAACAGGGUCAGCCUUGAAAAAACUCAAGGUAUUAUGCCUAAUGAAAGAAAGUAAAAAUUCCUAAUUCAGCAUUCUUUUUCCUAAACUCAAAUAUAUUUUUAUAAACUAAUGUAAAUAGUGUUUAUUUUAGAAUUCUAACUGGUUUUCAUUUUUAUAACUGAUGGACUAGAUCUUAAAAACUUUUGGAAAUAAAAUGCUCACUUGGAUUCACAAGAAGAAAAUAAUUUUCUUUGUCCUAGAACAAGGUAUUAAGUUAUAUGUCUAACUGUGCCAAUGUAAACUGUAACUUACCAAAGAGAAAUAAUAACUUUGUUUGGUGUUACAGAAAAACUCCCUUGAAAGAGCCCUAUUUUCAGUAAAUAAAACUUCCCAAAUUACCAA